Molecule: messenger RNA, 1803 nt
Organism: Lotus japonicus
Lineage: Eukaryota; Viridiplantae; Streptophyta; Magnoliopsida; Fabales; Fabaceae
Exons: 1
Coding region: 71-1558 (495 amino acids)
Source: RefSeq, a predicted model, not a curated record
GUCAAGGGUAAUACCAUCCUACUACUGAGUCACUCACUUCACUCCAAAACAAAACAAAAAAUUGAAGAAAAUGGAGGGUGGUUACGGCGGCAACCGGGCGGAAGCGGAGCGGUGGCUCUACACCGCGAACAAGCUCCUCAGCGCGCGUGACCUACACGGCGCCCGCUCCUUCGCGAUCCGGGCUCAGGAAUCCGACCCGAGGUUCGAGGCCACGGAGCUCCUCCUCGCCGUCAUCGACACCCUCCUCGCCGGCGAAGCUCGGAUCAAGGACCUCGUCGACUGCUACGCCAUCCUCCAAGUCGUCCGCUACACUGACAACAUUGAGUUCAUCGCCGCCCAGUACCGCCGUCUCGCCAGCCUCCUUGACCCUCACCACAACCCAUUCGCCUUCGCCGCGCAUGCUUUCUCCCUUGUCCAAGACGCAUGGGCUCUCCUAUUCAACCCGACUAAGAAAGCAUUCUACGAUAACCAGCUCCGAUUCAUCACUGAACCACCGCAACCUCAUCAUGCUCCACCUCCACCACCACCACCACCACCAUCUAUUCAUCUACACCCCGUUCAGAACCAUGUAAACCCUAGCUCCGAUGAUGUUCCGGUGGUGGUUGCUGAUGCUGUGGAAGAAGACAACAGGCCGAGUCAGGACAAUGUAACUGAGCCGACUCAGCCGAGUGAGAACGAUGGGAGGACUUUCUGGACGGCGUGUCCUUACUGUUAUGCUAUGUUUGAGUACCCUUCGGUGUAUGAGGAGUGUACUCUUCGGUGCCAGAGUUGUCGGAGGGGUUUUCAUGGGGUGGCGGUACGGUCUCUGCCGCCGGGUUUGACUGAGGAAGAAGGUGGGUUGACCUCGUUUUGCAGUUGGGGGUUUUUCCCUGUUGGGUUUUCUGGGGAUUUGAAGAGUAUUGGUGGGGCUUCUUCAGAGUGGAACCCUUUUUCUCCGCUGUUUCCUUGUGCUUUGAAUGGGGGUGGUUCUUCAUAUAGGGGAAGGAAGAGGGGUCCUAAGGUUUAUUACUAUGAUGAGGCGGCUGUGGAGUCUGAGGAGCUUUCAGAUUCGACGGAGGAGGAGGAUUCCGAUGACGGAGAUGAUGGGGAUGACGAUGGGGGCUGGCGGAGCAGGCUGAGGAAGAGAGGGAGGAGGAAAGGCUCUUCUGCUGCUCGUACUGGUGUUAAAAGCAAUGGGAAGGCUAGGAAGGGGAAUCAUAAUGAUAGUGGGGCUGGUGAUGCCAAUGCCAAUGCCAGUGUGGGUAAUGGUGAGGUUUCUGGUGGUGCCUCUGCGCUGCCGCCUGCGGUUCCCAAUUCUGUGAGGCCGGAGUCUAGCAAGAGAGGCGCUUUGGGUGGUUCGAGGAGGAGGGGUGCUGGGAACUUGGGCAAGUUGGAUUUGAAUGUGGAGUUUAGCAAUGAGGUGGAAGAGCCUGCCCAUGGAGUCAGGGAAGGGAAUGGGACUGGACAUGCAGAGGAUAAUAUUGAGGGGAUUGGAUUUUUUGAGGGGCUUGAUGAGUUCAUCCUUAGUAGCUUGCCCAUUCUCAAUGUUGUUGCAGAUGAUAAGGUUAAGGGUCAUUAGUACAGUCGGCAAAUAGACGCCUGCUUUUUGUUGUUGUUGUUGAUGAUGUAGAUGUUACUUGUAUGUCAGGUAGUUCUUGUUGCACAAAGAUGAUACUCAGAUUUUGUGAAUUCUUCUCAUUGUUAGACUCAUAAUGAUUCGACUUUGCAACAAUGCCUCCCUAGUUUUAUUUUGCCAAUGCACUGUAUGCAAAACAUUUAUCUGAUGCAUUUAGGUGUUUGUUGUGCUCAUGUUUUGUUGAUUCA